CACAUUGGAAGCAGAGAGAGAUAGAGGAAUAAAGCAGAGAGAGAUGAAAGCAAGAAAAGGAGAGCUUGUAGAGAGAGAAAGCCUGCCCAUGUCCUCUGCUACUGCUGCUAUAUAAGACCCGCACGCCUCUGCUUCACAAGCCUCCAUCCUGGCCUCAUGCUUCGGUCCACGCACCCACCCAGCCCCACCGGCGGCUCGGGGGCGCCGGCGUCCAGCUCCGACAAGAAGAUGGUCGGCGGCGGCGCGGCGGGCAGCGGGGCGCCGAGCGGGACGAAGCUGCUGCAGAUCCUGAACGUGCGGGUGGUGGGCAACGGCGAGCGUGUGGUGGUGCUGUCGCACGGCUUCGGGACGGACCAGUCGGCGUGGAGCCGCGUGCUGCCGUACCUGACCCGCGACCACCGCGUGGUGCUCUACGACCUCGUCUGCGCCGGCAGCGUCAACCCGGAGCACUUCGACUUCCGCCGCUACGACACCCUCGACUCGUACGUGGACGACCUCCUCGCCAUCAUCGACGCGCUCCGCAUCCCGCGCUGCGCCUUCGUCGGCCACUCGGUGUCCGCCAUGAUCGGCAUCCUCGCCUCCAUCCGCCGCCCCGAGCUCUUCGCCAAGCUCGUCCUCAUCGGCGCCUCCCCCAGGUUCUUGAACGACCGGGACAACGACUACCACGGCGGGUUCGAGCUUCCGGAGAUCCAGCAGGUGUUCGACGCGAUGGCGGCCAACUACUCCGCGUGGGCGACCGGGUACGCGCCGCUGGCGGUGGGCGCGGACGUGCCCGCGGCGGUGCAGGAGUUCAGCCGGACGCUGUUCAACAUGCGGCCCGACAUCUCCCUCCACGUAUGCCGCACAGUAUUCAACACGGACCUCCGCGGCGUGCUGGGCAUGGUGCGCGCCCCCUGCGUGGUGGUGCAGACCACCCGCGACGUCUCCGUGCCGGCCUCCGUCGCCACCUACCUCAAGGCCCAUCUCGGCGGGCGCACCACCGUCGAAUUCCUCCAGACCGAGGGCCACCUCCCCCACCUGAGCGCCCCCGGCCUCCUCGCCCAUGUGCUCCGCCGCGCGCUCGCCCGGUACUAGCGAGUUAGCAACACCCGGGCGGGCCUCAUCGCCAUUUCCACCGCCUCGAUUCUACUCGUCCCAAGAAUCAAAAAUGGCGCGACUCGUGCCCUGGCUGUGUGCCAACAAUGUAGUAUUUUGGUACUGGUACCCGAUUUUUUUAACUUUUUACUGUACUGGAGUAGUACUUGCCUCGCGUCUUUGCCGGUCCUGCACCUGCGCCGAUGGACGGAUAGGUGGGCCUGCACGCGCCACGUGGCGAGUACUAGAGACGGUGCGCUGGUUUGUUUUGGCUGUGGUUUUAGAGUUUUUGUCGCGGUUGAAUUUUAGUAUUUGAUUUUUAUAAUAAAAUUUUAGUUUUUUA
Molecule: messenger RNA, 1417 nt
Organism: Phragmites australis (common reed)
Lineage: Eukaryota; Viridiplantae; Streptophyta; Magnoliopsida; Poales; Poaceae
Product: strigolactone esterase D14
Exons: 2
Coding region: 157-1074 (305 amino acids)
Source: RefSeq, a predicted model, not a curated record